GGUAUGGGUCAUAAACAGUUUGUUAGAGACGUUGGCUUGUUAGAAUCUGCUGGCCUAGGAGAGAGCAUAAUUAAGAAUCAUGCAUUUUUAGAUGGAAAUAAGAGAGCAGCAAUAGCUACGUUUUUGCUUUUAAAUGGUUAUGAUCUAGUUCUUGAUAAAGAUCUUUUAUGUACUAGAGUAUUGGAUUGCUAA
Molecule: messenger RNA, 192 nt
Organism: Racocetra persica
Lineage: Eukaryota; Fungi; Glomeromycota; Glomeromycetes; Diversisporales; Gigasporaceae
Source: the annotation of a GenBank genome assembly